AUGAGACUCUAUUGUGUCAAUAAGUCUCCAAUUAGCAUAGGUCACAAUUCAAUACAACACGAUUGACAAAAUACAUUGAGAUUGAAAGACAUUUCAUUAAUGAGAAGUUGGAGAGCUGAAUGAUUUGUACACCAAACGUGUUUACACAUGGUCCACUUGCAGAUGUACUUAAUAAGGGAUUAGGCAGUUCAAUAUUUCAGAAUAGUGUAUCCAAGCAAGGAAUAGAGAAUGCCUUUUCACAAGCUUGCAGGGAGUGUGGGAAAAAUGUGUAAUCAGGAGUUAGUUUCUGUUGGUCAGUUUCCUUAACCGAAGUAGUUCUUUGUGGCUGGGGGAACUGUAUAUAACUAGCAAUUGUUUUAUGAUUUUGAGAAAUAUGAGAUUUUUAUCCACACUGUUUAUCCUCGUAGGGUUUGCGUCAAUAUUUGUAAGUAGUGUUUUCCAGUUCACAGAAGCUGGCCUAUCGAUUGAUAUAUUGAUUUAAGAUACAGAAUACGAAGACAAGAAAGAGGGUGGCAAGUAUAUCAAAUGUGAUGACAAAAAAUGACUUAUAAUUUAAUUUUUGGAAAGAUUAAUUUUUUUCUAAUACAUUAUGAAACGAAACACAUUCCUACAGAAGAGAGGAAAACAGCAAACUUAUUGGCUAUUAAUCUUCACAAUAAAAACCUGAUGAGAUUUAUUGAAGCCAAAUAAUUAGACUUCACAAUACGAUACAGAGAUAUGGACCAUAGUUUUAAUCAUCAUGAAAAUAGGCUAUACAUAAAUCGCUCUAUGGCUGCUGAAAGUUUUAGUUAUGCCAGGGGAAGCUGCUUGAUGCAAUUGCCAGAUUUACGAGUAGAAUGUAACUGAUGAAAAUAAUUACAUUAAAUCAGUUGAAAAACAGUCCACAUAAAUGGUAGAAUCACGAACCUUGCAACAAAAAUAACAGGAAGGACCACAGCAUGAUAGCCACUCAGUACAUCAGCUGCAAUGUUUAAAAAGUUUUUCAAUAGAAUUGCACAAGAAAACUGAGCAUUUCUGUCACCCAAAUGCAAGGUUGUUGUGUCAUCUAUAAUUUUCUGAGUCUGAGAGGCUCCAGCAUAUUUUAAUGUGACGGCACAUGCAGCUGCAAAGGCUCGUUUUGCUGCACCACUCUUUUCCUCCAAAACAGCAUGAAACAGAGGCUUCAAUAACAUGGCUGUAAAUGGUUUGAUAUCAGCAUUGACCUUUUGGAUUAAGAGACUUAUGAAAUUGGCAACACCAACCCUGAAACAUAAUGAACCGAAGUAAGUUGGCAAAAAUCAACACACAUUUGCUGCAACUUGUAAAAGGCCUAGGCUGUGCCAACAGAUGCUGAUUUUCCUGGAUAUUGAACUAUGUUCAGAACAUGUUCGCCAGAUGAAUUCAACCAUACAUUGUGAUUCUCAGUUUCGGAGUAAGCUAGUAACUGCGAAACAAGCUUGUCAUAUUUCUUUGACAUGCCCAUAAAUACGACAGGAAAUGAAAAAAAUAUAACUGAAGGGAAUUUUGAAUUUUUUUUCAAAACUGGAGCGAGUUUCGACGUAUUUUAUUACAAAAUCACUCUCAAGGAGCACAAAAGGCACAAAAGAUAUUCGUUGAAUCUAUGAUAUGAAUCAAUACUUCUUUUUCUGAAAAAAAAUGAGAACAACUUCUGAUGAGGAAGUUUCAUGAAUAGCAUUGAUGCAUAGGCUGCAAGAAAGAACGUGAAAUAAAGACCAAGGCUUCCAGGUUAUCCCUCUACAGCAUCUCGCCUAUCCUUUUGGCACAUCUGGAAGGGAGGGAGAGUGAGAUACAUGCUUCCCUGACCUUCUUAUUAAUUACAGGGUUAGAUGGCUGCGAUUGACCCGGCUUCAACAUUUCUCAAUUCCAGGUUUCAUACCAGACAAUAUGACAGUGAUAUAUAUACACAGGAUAUAAUACCUUGUUAUUCUUGCUGGUACUCUGGUAUUCAGCACAUGGAGAUGUAGGGUAAAAACAAAAUUCAUUGGUCAGUAAGUAGAAUUUAGUUAAGAUAUUCUUUUGAAAAUAUAAUUCCUUUUACCCUCAUUUGAGAGCGUAUAGCUUUUAAAUUUGGGGCGUUCAAAUGAAAGAAAAUGACUUUUUACUUAUUAUUUAUGUUACACAGAACAAGUCUUCUAUAUUAGGCUUUACUUCUAUUUUUCUUUCUGUCCUAUUAUUAGAUAUAUUUUCCCUUUUUCGUGUUCCCAUUAUUAGACCUUUCUGUAAUGCCGGAAAGGUUUAUUAGACGCCAAUAUAAAUACUGGCGAACUGCCCUGAGAAGGGCUAAGUCAGGUUUUCCUUUUCCUGCUUCUGCUGUAUCUCAUGACAUGGUAUCAGAGCUUUCUCUCUGGUCCUACGUGAACACCGCCGACCGAAGAUCAACCAACCUUGGUGGUGACGACGACUCUACGCUGUAGGCAGUGUCACAUGGUGAUCUUCUUCCUGUCUGCAGUACCUGAAAUCGUGAGGUUUCUUGGUUGUAAGCACAUCGAUGGAUUCCUUGGAGAGUCACUACACCAUCGUCUUUUCUUGAUGGUGGCAGAUGUCUAUCAAUACACCAUCAUCGUUUCUUGAUGGUGGCAGACGUCUGUGAAUACACCAUCAUCGUUUCUUGAUGGUGGCAGACGUCUGCGAAUACACCAUCGUCAUUUCGUGAUAGUGGCAGACAUGCAAAUACACCAUUGUCGUUUCUUGAUGGUGGCAGAUGUCUGCGAAUACACCAUCGUCAUUUCGUGAUAGUGGCGGACAUAUGCAAAUACACCAUUGUCGUUUCUUGAUGGUGACUGUCAUCCUCAGUUUCUUGAACAGAAACUGUUAGUCAUAGCACAUCAUCUAUGUUUGAGAUAUUUUUUUUUGCUAUUUGAACACAACUGUAGAGCAUUGAGAUAAAGGUCAGUGAAUCUUCCUCCUCUGGCUCAGGACAUUCAUUUGAAGUAAUUAAAGUAUGUUCAAACCUACCUAAAAUUGCUGAGAGAUUUUGAUAUGACAGAAUCAAUUUGUUCCAAUGGACAUCGUAUGUGGAACUUAUUCUAUGUGAGAGGAAUUUGGAUCGUCACCUGACACAAUCCUUGCUAAGUAUUGAUAACUCAAGAUAUUCUUGGUGGAAAGAAGAAGAAGCACUGAUUCAAUAUUGGAUGUUGGACAAUAUUUCAUCAAAGAUGAGUGAUAGAUUCUUUUUUCUAAUUUUGUGAAGGAAUUAUGGGACAAGGUUCGUCGUGUUCACUCUACUAAACAUGAUGAAUCCCAAAUGUAUAGAUUGGUACAGAAAUCUCUGACUUUAGUACAUAGAACAUUGACUGUUCUAGAAUAUGCUUGUGAAUUGGAAUCCAUAUGAAGAGAAAUCAAUCACUACAGACUAAUUAAGAACCCUGAUACUGAAGAACGAAAUUAUAUCAUGAAAGACAAGCUGUAUAAGUUUCUGAUGAGGCAAAAUCUAAAAUAUGAAAUCAGAUCCUUGCUCGGGAAGUAGUACCAAAUAUUGAAGAGGCAAUUGCAUUAACCAAACAAGAAGAAAAUAUUAAAAAAUUGAGAAAUAAUUUAAAGACAGAAAAUGCUGCAUUCAGCGCUCUCAAGGGUAAAGAUACCUCUAGAUUUAAAAAGGGGGAUGGCAAAGUAUCAUUUAUCAUUUAAAAAUGGUAAGGAAGAUCCAUGACAAACCACCGAAUUAUGGUAAGUUUCAUUUGGUUAAUGCUCAAAAUGAAGAUGGUGUUGAGCCCAUGAUACAAGGAGGAGCUAGUCAAGACGGAUUUACUUCCUCUCAGCAUUUGGAGAUUGAAAAACUCAGAGAAGAAAUUAGACAAUUGAGGAACAUGAUCAGCUCCACUUCCCUUGCACAUACUAGUAAGCAUUUUCCUAAACGUUUCCAUUAUGUUUAAAUACAUCAUCAUUGGCAUCACCUUCACCCCAAAAAGUGUCCUAGAUCAUUGAUUUGGAGCUACUGAUCAUAUGAGACUAUAUGCAUCACUAUUUACGACAUAUGAGGUAUGUACUAAUAAUCGGAAGGUUAUUAUUGCAAGUGGGGAUUUAUUACCUAUAACUAGCAUUGGAUCACUUCAUCUUGAGAAAUUGGGGUCAUUAAGAUAUGUUCUUUAUGUUCUAAGAUUAGGUAAAGACUUGCAUUGUUUGAUAUUAUUUGACGACGAUUGAUGUUUUUUCUAUGACAAGACCUCAGGUAAGAGGAUUGGGCAUGUUAGAGCACGGGAUGGACACUACUACAUAGGGCGUAUGGACAAGACAUUGUUGACAAAUUCUAGUCCAAACAUUUCCACUUUUGCUUCUACUUCCCCCUUGAACAAAUUGUUGUUGUUACAUUGUCAUUUAAGACAUUCGUCUAUAAAAGUACUUCAAUACUUGUUUCCAAAACUAUGUCGUGCAAUUAGUGAAUCUACUUUCAUAUGUGAACCAUGUCAAAUGGUUAAACAACGACGAAUUUCAUUUCCCUCUGCUGAAAAUAAAAGUGAAUCUUUUUUUUACAUAAUACAUUCUGAUAUAUGGGGUCCUUCAUUUGGUUGUGUUAGGGACUUCAGAUGGUUUAGUAUCUUUGUAGAUGACUAUACUAGAUUCACAUGGAUUUACCUAAUGAAAACAAAAUCAGAAGCCAGUAGUGUCUCAGAGGUUUAUGAAGUUAAUUCAAAAUCAGUUCAACAUAACCCUUACGAUUGGAGACAAUGCUAAGGAUUUCUUUAAUUCUAUUGUCUCCAAUUUCUUUGCUGAGGAGGUCAUUGUUCAUGAAACUUCUUGUCCUUAUACACCCCAACAAAAUGGGGUAGCGGAAAAAAAGAUUGGGCAACUAUUGGCAAUAAUAAAGGCUGUCAUGUUUAAAGCUCAAGUGCCGAAGUACUUAUGAAAUAAGACAGUACUAAAGACCACUCAUCUUGUUAAUUGUCUCCCAUCAAAAGCAUUAUUAUUUAAGACCCCCAAAGCCUUAUUGCAGGGUCACUUUCCCACUGUACAAUAUGGACCAGAUUUACCUCUUUGAGUAUUUGAGAGUGUUGCAUACAUCCACCAAUCUCAGAAUGGACUGUCUAAAUUUGCCCCUAGAGCUAUAAAGGUAGUCUUUGGGGGACUAUUCUAAUACACAAAAAGGGUACAAAUUUUAUGACCCAAGAUCUGGAAAAUUUAUUGUGACAAUUUAUGUCACAUUUGAUGAAAGUAGCAUGUAUUUCCAAUAGACAACAAAAGUAUCUAAUUGUGAUAUUCUUGUGCCAGAAAAACAAGAUUUACAUGUUGAGAUUCUCAAGGAGAUUGAAGCUCCUGAAACAAUACCAGCACCUCCACCUCCACCAAAUCGAUUUGGUUGA
Messenger RNA from Spirodela intermedia, 5297 nucleotides. The record is from the annotation of a GenBank genome assembly. Lineage: Eukaryota; Viridiplantae; Streptophyta; Magnoliopsida; Alismatales; Araceae.